Molecule: messenger RNA, 725 nt
Organism: Molossus molossus (Pallas's mastiff bat)
Lineage: Eukaryota; Metazoa; Chordata; Mammalia; Chiroptera; Molossidae
Gene: PIGP
Product: phosphatidylinositol glycan anchor biosynthesis class P
Exons: 6
Coding region: 106-510 (134 amino acids)
Biological process (GO): GPI anchor biosynthetic process
Molecular function (GO): phosphatidylinositol N-acetylglucosaminyltransferase activity
Source: RefSeq, a predicted model, not a curated record
GCGCCUGCGCCUGGGUGGAGGGUGCAGUCACCGCUUGGCUUCUCGCUUGGUUUUCCCCCUCUCGCCCCGCUGCGGCUCCCAGAUUGUCUCAAAGCCACGGGGAACAUGGUGGAAAAUUCACCGUCGCCAUUGCCAGAAAGAGCGAUUUAUGGCUUUGUUCUUUUCUUAAGCUCCCAAUUUGGCUUCAUACUGUAUCUCGUGUGGGCUUUUGUUCCUGAGUCUUGGCUAAACGCCUUAAGCUUAACCUAUUGGCCUCAAAAGUAUUGGGCAGUUGCAUUGCCUGUCUACCUCCUCAUUACUAUAGUAAUCGGGUACAUACUCUUAUUUGGAGUAAACAUGAUGAGUACCUCGCCACUCAACUCCAUUCAUACAAUCACAGAUAACUACGCUAAAAAUCAGCAGCAGAAGAAAUACCAAGAAGAGGCCAUUCCAGCAUUAAGAGAUAUUCCUAUCAGUGAAGUAAACCAAAUGUUCUUUCUUAGAGCCAAAGAACCUUACACCAAAAACUGAAUUGUCUUACUUUGGCACUGAAGUCGUCAUCUUAAGAGUACACCUGGACCUCUAUGUGCUAGAUGGAUGGCUCAGAGGUCACGGCAAGUGCGCAGAAGACAGAUCCUUGAUGGACCUGGGAGAGUCAAAAACUAAGUGUCGGGGAAGAAACCAAAGGAUUUCUUUGGAACUUUUCCCUUUGGGUUACUUUUAAAAUGUUGACUUUUGUUGUGCCA